AUGGCCAACAAUCAAAAUAAGAAGUCAAAUUUCCCGGGGGACACAACGGAGAGUAGAGCAGACACACCGCCGGUCCCAGCGGCGCUAGAGAUCGAUGCUAAUAGAUCUGUAGCGCAGACGUUGGUCGAUAAUACGUAUCCAUGUGGGCAUAAAAGGGCUGGGGUUUUAGAGUACACUGUUGAUAUCAUGAGAUAUAGCUUGAAGAUCAAGCCCGAUCAAAACGACAUGGAAAAAUACCGUAUUGAGUUCACUUAUGAUGCCCAUGUUGAUGGCAUCAUUACUCUUUAUUUCUUUGAAAUAGGGGGAGAAGACUUUAGCCUUUUCCCAACAGCUAAAAAGCUGCUUGAAACCAUUACAGUAGAAGUCAAAAAAGGAUUGUGCAAGAAAUUUAUAUAUACAGGAGAUCCAUUUGACCUUCCCUUACAUAAGAGAGGUUUAACAGAGGUAUAUCAUUUAGAAAUAAAGACACAUGCAACUUCAUGCAACUCAAAACAUGGAAGUUCUUCGGACCCAAAAGAUGAAAGUACAGACUGUGUUACCCAAUCAACUCUAGCAGUGUUUGAGAAGGUGAAGGGUGAAAACCAGGUUAGAGUUACAAACCAGAUCAUAUGGGUGAAUGGACAGAUGCAUGUGUGUCAUGAUUUUGUUGGAUUAUGUACGCCCAUGGGUAUUGAUCGGAAAGAUCUUCGUAACAAUUGUCUUCUAUGUUUAUCAAAAAGCUAUCCUGGUAUACAUCGUCCAAUUGGGAACAUAUCACUUUCUAAAAAAGAAAUUGGGCAGGGGAGGGAAGGGACUCUUGUAUUCGAGGGAACUUAUGCUGGUAGAGAGGCUGCUGUGAAAAGGACUCCGAUUGUGCAUCGUGAUGUUGCAAACAACGAGAUUCAAAUUCUGAAGGAAACUGAUCAUCCUAAUAUUGUUCGGUUGUAUGGUAAGGAGGAUGAUGGACGUUUUGUUUAUACUGCUCUUGAGAGGUGUCAAUGCAAUUUACAUGAGUUGAUAUCGUCCUGUGAUGAAUCGGAUGGAUUCAAGCGGAAACUGGACGGUUUCAGGGAUUUGGAACUAUGGAAGGCCAAUGUAUAUCCUUCAGAGCACUUGUUGGAAAUUUUAAGGGAUAUAGUUAAAGGAACUGCCCAUUUACAUGAACUUGGAAUUUUUCACAUGAACUUGAACUCUCAAAACAUCUUAAUACACAGAGAUACUUCCAUUACGGCAAAAGUCUCAGGAAUGGGCAGUAGCAAGCGCCGCCUAUCUGACAAUAAAUCUUCUUUAACUGAAAGCACAACAAGACAAAUGACUGCUGGGGAUUUAUUCGAUUUAGGGAAUCUGUUUAUCUUUUGUAUCACUGGUGAUUACCUCCCGUUUAAUGACAAAAAAGUGCAAGAUCACUUAAAAUAUAUCCCGGAAGCCUAUGAUCUUAUCUCUCGUCUCCUGCAUCCUAAUCCAGAAUCCAGACCAACACCCAAUGAAGUAUGCAACGACACUCUAUUCUGGGACGCCGAGAAACGUCUCUCCUUCAUUGAAGAUGUGAGUGACUCUGUGGAUCCAGACGUCUGCAAUGCCAAAACCAAAAUCCUACUAUUACUCAAUAUCACGGAUCCACAAGCCUUAGGGGGAAAAUGGGUCAAAUCUCAAAACUUAGACAAUUCUACUCUAGCUAGAGUGCAUUUCUAUUUCAUUAAACUAGGAAUACCAACUGCAAAAAAUGGCAUUCUUUCACUGUGGGCAAGAAACGGGGAUGAUGAGCACCUGCUUAAUGGGGGAAGGGCUAUCUAUCUUCUCAUAAUCAUAAUCAGAAGGUUCCGAUUAGUUGCUACAUAUUUAGUAUGGCCUGGUAUCAUUCUGAAAACCCAUUACUCUUCUCACUUGGACUUGGUUGGUGCUGCUCAUCAGUUGUCCCUUUCAAUAGCUAGUGCUGCUGCUGUACUAUGCUUCUGGAAGUGCUGGUGUGGUGUCAUCUCCCAUUUUGGUUGUGUUUAG
This is a messenger RNA of Lactuca virosa, 1977 nucleotides long. The record is from the annotation of a GenBank genome assembly. NCBI's taxonomy places the organism in Eukaryota, Viridiplantae, Streptophyta, Magnoliopsida, Asterales, Asteraceae.